UAUGAGUCAUUUUCGGGCUUCUGCAGUGACAUCGGUUUAUAAAUUUUCUUAUUAAAACAAGGAAAGAUGUUUGAUGGAAGGAUAAAUUCGAAAUAAAUAAUUGAAUGAUUUCGUUGAAAGAUAUGGAUACUGCUUAUUAUUGUUUAACAUGAAUCAAAAACAUCGGGAAACGAUAGACUUGUGUUGUCAGGAUAUUGUACCUAAAAUAAAUAUAGUUAAAUUAUGGCCAAAACUUUUUGAAAAUAAAAUUUUUAAUAGAGAUGACGUGAAUAUUUCACAUUGGAAGAAAAAUCUAACUGAAGAAGCAACGGUACGAGAUAUAUAUUUAACGAUAAAAACACGAGGACCGUUUGCAUUUGAACGCUUUCUCAUAAGUUUAAGAGAGAGUGGUCACGAAGAUUCAGCAGAUAUAUUGGAAGGAAAAAGAAUUGCAUUCUCUAAUAAUGACACGCAAACGAAUAUUAAUCACGACAAUGCCCUGAAAGAUGACGAAAUAGAAGAAACAAAUUUUAUUCCAGCUACCGAAGGGAUACAAGAUGAUUUUUACCGUAAUAUACAAUUGUCAGAAGUACCUCUACAAAUUCAAGUACGAAAAGCUACAAAAUUUUUAGAUGGACCUGUUUAUGAAAAUGUUCAAACAUAUCCAAUGCGUAGCAAACCUCGUGGAUUAGUUUUAAUAAUAACAAAUAUCGAUUAUAAAUAUCCAGACAAGGAGCCUAGAAGUUCAGCUAUGUAUGAUGAGUUGAAUAUAAAACAACUCUUUGAACAGAUGGGAUUUCGUGUUUAUUCCUACUGUAAUUUGACAAGACAGAAAUUAUUAGAAAAAAUAAAAGAAUUUUCUGAAUGUAAAGAGUUACGUAAGGUCGAUUCUUGCUUUAUUAUAAUCAGUAGUCAUGGUAAUAUCAGUACCCAGUAUGAAGUUACAGAAAUAGAAGGUGUGGAUUGUAAUGUGGAAAAUGAAAUGCAGAAUCGUAAAACUGUUUUGUGUGUAGAUAUUUUAGAUUAUUUCACUUCAGAAACUUGCCCCCACCUAGCAGGGAAACCAAAGAUUUUCAUUUUUCAAUUAUGCAGGGGAGAAAAAAAACAGAAAUCAGUAAAGAAACCAAGACAUACAACGGAUACGUCUAAUUUCCACUCUUCCGACGAGAUGAUCAAUUUUAAAACAAAUGGUAAAGAAACAAUGAGAAACUAUGCAGAUAUGCUUGUUGCGCAUGCCACCCUCCCAGGAUAUGUUGCUUUUCGAGAUAAAAUAACCGGUAGUUGGUUUAUACAAAUUUUGUGUGAAGUAUUCAUGAAAUAUGCUCAUAAGUCUCAUCUGCAGGAUUUACUAAACAUGGUUGAUGAAAGAUUGAAAAUACAAAGAACGACUACAGAAGAAUGUCAAACAUUAACAGUAACAUCAAUAGGAUUCAAUAAACAUUGUUAUCUCAAUCCUGGUCUUUUUGAACAGACAUGAUUUAAAAUAUUUGUUUAUUACAAUUGUUUA
Eufriesea mexicana is the source of this 1486-nucleotide messenger RNA. It is a transcript of the gene Dronc, whose product is annotated as Death regulator Nedd2-like caspase. NCBI's taxonomy places the organism in Eukaryota, Metazoa, Arthropoda, Insecta, Hymenoptera, Apidae. The transcript is spliced from 6 exons. Gene Ontology annotation, biological process: regulation of apoptotic process; proteolysis. The record is from RefSeq and is a predicted model, not a curated record. Gene Ontology annotation, molecular function: cysteine-type endopeptidase activity. The coding region runs from base 149 to 1456 and encodes 435 amino acids.